Patiria miniata (bat star) is the source of this 505-nucleotide messenger RNA. Its product is annotated as transcriptional regulatory protein AlgP-like. NCBI's taxonomy places the organism in Eukaryota, Metazoa, Echinodermata, Asteroidea, Valvatida, Asterinidae. The annotation marks the transcript as partial. The transcript has a single exon. The record is from RefSeq and is a predicted model, not a curated record.
CCUGCCAGCCAACAAGCCGGGCAGCCAGCGUGCCUGUCAGCCAGACAGCCAACCAACCAUCCAUCGGGGGAGCCAGCAAGCCUGCCUGUCAGCCAGCCUGCCUGUCGACCAGACAGCCAGCCAGCCAUCCAUCAGACUACCAGGCAACCAGCCACUGACAGCCAGGGAGCCAGCCUGUCUGUCAGCCAGCCAGCCAGCCAUCAGCCUGCCAGGCAACCAUUUAAUCAACCAACCAGCCAUCCAACGAGCCAGCCAGCAAGCCUGCCUGUCAGCCAGCCUGCCUGUCAACCAGCCAGCCAUCAGCCUGCCAGCCAACCAUUUUACCAGCCAACCAACAAGCCGGGCAGCCAGCCUGUCUGUCAGCCAUCCAGCCAGCCAUCAGCCUACCAGCCGACCAGAUAGCCAACAAGCCGGGCAGCCAGCCUGCCUGUCAGCCAGCCAGCCGUUAAACGAACAAACAAAUUAACUAACCAACCAAAAAGUAUCCCGUUUCACAUGCUCAAAA